AUUUACAUCGGCAGGCCGCACAGAACAGGAGAGACAAAAAUCGUUUCUUCUUCGUUGUCCAAUUCCUCACCCUGCAACACAAGCCGCCGGAGCAGUCUAGGAAACGGAAAGUUAGAGCCUUGAAGAGCGGACGAUUGGUUGUUAUGGUGCUUAGGACAAGGGAAUAAAAGAUUUCCUAUACAUUAAAACCAUGGCUGGGGUUGCGAUUGUUUUGGAUCUACUCCGUAAAAAGCCGAGCUCCAGUGGUCAGACCCUCCAUUCUUACGGCGUUCUCUCAGCUCAAGUCGCCGCCUCUGCUGCCGCUGCUUCUAUUGCGGCUACCACUCCUUUUGCUUCUAGGGCCUUCUUCGGAAACAGCGUGGCAUUUUGUGAUGCUGGCACGGGACUCACAGGAGAUUAUAUUUCUAGCUUAGGAAGUGAUUUCGCACCAAUUAACCUCAAUCGUCACUCUUCCAAAGUUUAUUUCGUUGAACAAAAACCGCUUCUUUCUGCAUUUUAUUGGAAAAGUUUUGUCCUCACAUCCUUAAGGGCUUUCCUAUUGAAUUACAUGGCUCUGCUGGAGUCAUGUGUGAAGAUGAAGAAGAUGAAGGACGAUGAAGACGACGAAGAUGAUGACUAUCUUCAAGACUCCCUGGAAGAGAAGCCAGUGGAUUUGAUCACUCCUUUCAAGAGAUCAGUCAGACACAUUUGUCGUGAGACAACAGUUGUGACCACUAGACGAGUGUUGGAGCGAGUUGCUGUCCAUUAUGUUUCACAACGCAUGGCGUGGAAACUCCUCAAAGAUGUUCCCAAGUCAGCUGCUCGCAAGGCAGGACGAAAAAUGCCAACUUUAGUCUACACAUACAGUGUUAGCAGAUCAACUUUCAGAGGUUAUGUCCUAGGAGCUCUUGCAUCGUGGAUUGUCCAAAUUGGGAUAGAUAUAUACGGUCUCUUCAACUCACAGGCUGACAGAGAAGAAAAAGUUAGGCUGUUUGGGAAGAAGGUUUACACCACCACUAUUAGGUGCGGUACAUCUCUUGUUUUUGCUUCCAUUGGUGCUGGAUUAGGCGCUGCUUUCAUUCAUCCCACAGUCGGCCAGUGGAUAGGGUGCGCGGUGGGGGAUGUUGCUGGGCCUUACAUUGUUGCCAUGUCUUUCCAACUCUAGACUAGUCCGCUCCCAUUUCAAUUCUCCGCUGCAUGUGAUAAUAUAUGAUGAUGAUAUUAUCAAUGGAAAUCAAUCAAUUCAUUCCUUGAAUUUUUGGCUUUGGUCUAUCAAGAUGAGGAAGAUUUUACGUGGAUAAUUAUAAUCACCUUGUCAUUAUUAUUAUUAGCAACUCAGGAGAGAUUAUUCUUCAUCUUUGUUUUGCCUUGUGAACAAUUAUAGACCGAAUAAUUUCAUUUUUUUAAUUGACUUAAAUGGAAGAUAGGAGUUGGUACUCUUUCUCCAUCGCUUUAUUCCCACCCACUCUUCUCUUCCAAAUCAUCAGCCUUCUGCUGCCCUACUUUGAUUAUUCAUCAAACAGAUAAGUGAAUUCUGUUUAAUUAUUCCAAACAUCAUUAAUAGGCCUUUUCACUUAUAUUCUGCUCCCCUAGAUAUCAACAGCCUUACUGUUUUAAACCGCAUUUUUAAG
Messenger RNA from Cuscuta epithymum, 1610 nucleotides. The record is from the annotation of a GenBank genome assembly. NCBI's taxonomy places the organism in Eukaryota, Viridiplantae, Streptophyta, Magnoliopsida, Solanales, Convolvulaceae.